CACACACACACACACACACACACACACACACACACACACACACACACACACACACACACACACACACACACACACACUUUCACACACACUCACACACCAGGGAGACACCUUACCUCUCGUCUGCGAUGAGCCGAGGCUUUAAUUGCUAAAAGGAUUUAACCAAAAGCAACAGGGAGAGCUCUUCCUUCACGCUGCGGGAGAUGGAUCCUCCAUCCAAUCCGGGAGAUAGCCCGGUGGAGUUGGAGUUUACGGUGGAGAAUGUGGAGUCGGCUCUCUAUCAGCUGUAUUUCGACCCGGACAUGGAGCGUAAGAAUGUGGCCCAGAAGUGGUUAACCCAGGCCCAGGCCUCAGCACAGGCAUGGCAGUUCUGCUGGGCCCUGCUUGGUCCUGACAAGCUACCAGAGGUACAAUUUUUUGGUGCCAGCACCCUACACACCAAGAUCUCUCGUCACUGGACCGACCUCCCCACGGACCAGCAUGAGAGCCUGAGGAUGCAGCUCCUCUCCCACAUCCUUCACUUCUCAUCCGGGCCAAAAAUGGUGCUCACCAGACUCUGUGUGGCCCUUGCUGCUAUGGCUCUAAACUUAAUCCCACAGGCCUGGUCCCAGCCAGUGGCGGACAUGGUGAGGGCCUUCCAGCCACAGACGCCUGAUUCUGAGGGUGCAGAGUCUGUGCAGGAACCUCAUGUACACUGCCUGGCACUACUGGAGCUCCUGACCGUACUUCCAGAAGAGUUCCAGAGCAGCCGGCUGGCUCAGGCUCGUCGUGCCCAGCUGAGGGAGGCUCUAACUGGGGAGUGGGCGAUGGUGUGUCCACUGCUACGCCAACUGCUUCAAAGCCAGGACUCCUCUGUGCAGGUGAAGGAGAGGGUGCUCCGCUGCCUUUCCAGCUGGGUGGGGCUGGAUGUGCCAUUAGGGGAGAGUCAUGAACUGGUCCAGGACUGUUUCCCUGCACUGUCCAACCCAGAGCUGUUUGACACGGCUGUGGAGACGAUAGUGAAUGCCAUCUCACAGCCAGACUGCCAAAGGUACAUCGAUGCUCUGGUGAACUUGGUGCCUCUGGUGCUGGGUCUCCAUGACCAGCUGAAGGCAGCAGCUCAGGACGGGGACAUGGAGACCUCACAUGGCAUCUGUCGUAUUGCUGUUGCCAUGGGGGAAACACACUCCAGGGUUUUGUUGGAACAGGUGGAGCACUGGCAAGAAUAUCUGGCUUUAGUUAACAUGAUUCUUUUCUGCACCGACACCCCCGGGCACUACCCAGUCAGAGAGACCACCAGCUCCCUCACACUCACAUUCUGGUACACUCUGCAGGAUGACAUCAUGUCGUUUGAGGAGGAGAAGCAGGUUGUUUACCUGCAGGUCUACAGGCCGGUUUACUUCCAGCUGGUGGACGUGCUACUACACAAAUCUCACUAUCCCUCCCAGGAGGAGUAUGCCUCCUGGUCCUCUGAUGACAAGGAGCAGUUCAGAAUUUACAGAGUGGACAUCUCGGACACUCUGAUGUAUGUGUAUGAAAUGCUGGGGGCAGAGCUGCUCAGUAACCUCUACGACAGACUUGGGCGGCAGCUGAUGGACCCCCAGCAGUCGGCAGUAUGGCAGGACACAGAGGCCUUGUUAUUUGGCUUCCAGUCUAUAGCUGAGACCAUUGAUGUGAACUACUCGGAUGUUAUCCCCGGUCUUAUUGGUCUCAUCCCCAGAAUCAACAUCAGCAAUGUAAUGCUGGCUGACACAGUCAUGUACACCAUAGGUUCCCUUGCUGAGUGGUUGGCUGACCACCCAGUAAUGCUGGGCGGCAUAUUACCCAUGGUGCUUCAGGGCCUUGUGAAGCCUGAGCUGUCUGUGUCCAGUGUUUCCACUCUGAAGAGGAUCUGCAGGGAGUGUAGACACGACCUCGGCCCCUACGCUCAGGACAUCCUGACCGUGUCACAGGAUGUGCUGGUGAAAGAAAUCCACAAGAGCAGCCAGUGCAUGUGGUUGAUGCAGGCUCUAGGUUUCCUGCUGUCUGCCCUGCCUGUGGAGGACAUUCUGGUCAGACUUCACGCUCUCAUCACGCCUCAUGUGCAGCAGCUCGACUCCCUGGCCCAGCAGGAGCCUAACCCUGCUAACAAACAGUUAAUAAUCCACAUCCUGGGGAUGUUGUCCAGUCUCUUCACCACUCUCGACAUCAGACAUGCAGAUGACUCAGAGGGAGCAUCCAGCCCGAGACUCCCUCCCUCACCGAGCGCUCAAAAUCCAGUUGUUGUUGUGCUCCAGCAAGUGUUCACAUUGAUUCAGACCAUCCUCAGCAAAUGGCUCAAUGACUCAGAGGUGGUCGAGGCAGUGUGCGGGGUCUUUGAUAAGUCAGUUCGAACCCUCCUACACGACUUCGGUCCGAUGGUUGCUCAGCUGAGUGAAAUGCUGGGGCUGAUCUACAGCGCCUUCCCACAAUCCUCUACUCUGGACCUUGCACGGCAGAUGGUUCACAUAUUUGCAGGAGAGGAACAGCACAUCUCUAACAUCAAAAGCCUGAUUGAGUUGUUGACUUCUGCAACACUGAACAUAUUUCAGCAAGGCCCAAGGGAUCAUCCUGAUAUCGUAGAAUCAUUUAUGCAACUUCAUGCUCAGAUUCUGAAGAGGAAGCCUGAUGUUUACCUGUCUGACCAGCUGGAUGUUAAAGCUCUAUUUUACUGUGGGAUUCUGUCACUGAAGUUUCCAGAGACGCCAACAGUUAAAGCUGCCAGUCUCUUCUUUACCGAGCUGCUGCCUCGAUGCAAAGAUGUUCCCUCGCUUGGUGAAGUGUUGCAGAGGGACGGAAAGCUCCUGACAGAAACCAUACUCCAGGCGGUUGGAGGUGGGUCUCCUCGCAGUUUGACGGAGCACUUCUCUGAGGUGCUGCUGAGUCUGAACAGACACUGCCCGGCUCUGCUGUCUCAGUGGCUCAAAGAAACGCUGCAGAGUCCAGGAUUCCCCUCUGCACAGGUCUCCACUGAGCAGAAACACAACUUCAGUCAACAGCUUCUGAGGGAACAAACGCACAAGCGUCGCGUGAAGGAGAUCGUGAAGGACUUUUCUCUGCUCUGUCGGGGCAUGCAGGGGUCUGGAUACUAGAAUAAUACUCUGAAUGUAGGAGAGUAAACAACCAAAAUGUGAAUCUCUUUUAACUAGAAAUGUUCCCAAUACUUCUGGACUUUUUUACUUUAGAGGGUGACACUGGACUUUUAAAACCAUGCUAAUGAUCUGAUGCAAACACACGGAUGAAAGUGACUGUUAUCAGGGCUGACUUCUGUGCAACAUGUUUGUAGUAAGAUCACUUUGUCAUGAUAGAAAUACAAAGUGUCACAAACGGACAAAACACAAAUAAACUGUUGGUUCUUUACAGCUGCUUGAGCAACUGUGUGUGAA
Molecule: messenger RNA, 3380 nt
Organism: Labrus mixtus (cuckoo wrasse)
Lineage: Eukaryota; Metazoa; Chordata; Actinopteri; Labriformes; Labridae
Product: importin-13-like
Exons: 22
Coding region: 201-3086 (961 amino acids)
Biological process (GO): protein import into nucleus
Cellular component (GO): cytoplasm; nuclear membrane
Molecular function (GO): small GTPase binding
Source: RefSeq, a predicted model, not a curated record